ACAAACAAGGGGUUUAAUUUAAGUUGUAAAAAAGCGAGCCAAAAAAGACUAGCUCGGUAGAUAUUUUUCUCGAAGGAAAUCGUUAAAACCCUAACUCCUAAAUAUCGCUCGCCACAAACCGGAAAAGGAAGUCUCGCCUGAUUUUCGUCGGAGAAGAUGGCUUCUAUGGCCUUAUCCGGAGGCGGCCUACUGAAAUCGCCUCAACUCACUUCUAAAACCUCAUUUCUCAUUCGGUGUAACAAUUUGUCGGAGUCACUGAAGUGCAAGGACAAUGGAAGACCGGUGACCGUUAGCCGGGAUUCUAACGGUCGGGCGGCGGUGGCGCUGCCCAGCUUCUUGACCACCCCCAAUCAGUUCUUGGACAGAAUCCCGGUUCCGAAAAACGACACGCGUCUCCGCAUUUUCUCCGGCACUGCUAAUCCUUCUCUAUCUCAGGAAAUUGCUUGUUACAUGGGUCUGGAGCUUGGUAAGAUUAAGAUCAAGCGAUUUGCUGAUGGGGAAAUUUAUGUUCAGUUACAAGAGAGUGUACGUGGUUGUGAUGUGUAUCUUGUGCAACCUACAUGCCCUCCAGCAAAUGAAAAUCUUAUGGAGCUCUUGAUAAUGAUUGAUGCUUGCCGUCGAGCAUCAGCGAAAAAUAUUACUGCUGUUAUCCCAUAUUUUGGGUAUGCACGGGCUGAUCGAAAGACUCAAGGACGUGAAUCGAUUGCUGCCAAACUUGUGGCAAAUUUGAUUACUGAAGCAGGCGCAGAUCGGGUUUUAGCAUGCGACCUCCAUUCUGGACAGUCAAUGGGAUAUUUUGACAUUCCAGUAGAUCAUGUGCAUGGCCAGCCAGUCAUACUUGAUUAUCUUGCCAGCAAGACAAUAUGUUCUGAUGAUUUAGUUGUGGUCUCGCCGGAUGUUGGUGGGGUUGCUAGAGCUAGAGCCUUCGCGAAAAAGUUAUCUGAUGCUCCUCUAGCCAUUGUGGAUAAAAGGCGUCAUGGGCACAAUGUUGCUGAGGUGAUGAAUUUGAUUGGUGAUGUUCGGGGGAAAGUGGCAGUGAUGGUGGAUGACAUGAUUGAUACUGCUGGAACUAUUGCAAAAGGAGCUGCUCUAUUACAUCAAGAGGGAGCUAGGGAGGUUUAUGCUUGUAGCACUCAUGCUGUUUUCAGUCCUCCUGCUAUCGAAAGAUUGUCAAGUGGUCUCUUUCAAGAGGUUAUCAUCACAAACACCAUUCCAGUGGCAGAGCAAAACUAUUUCCCUCAGCUUACAAUCUUAUCUGUGGCUAACCUUUUGGGUGAAACUAUAUGGCGCGUGCAUGACGAUUGUGCUGUAAGUAGUCUUCUCUUUGCAGCAAGUAUUUUGAGAUUGGAGAUUGUCCGUAUGAGUAUAUAAAUCUGCUUUUAUGCGCAAAAUUUCAGGGCGGUUUUGAACCUUACUCGAGUUUGGGGAUCGACUGACAGGUGUAGUGGUCGUGAGAAAUUCACUUGCCAUUGCAGUUUUGUGAACACUUGCAAAGGAGACCCAUUUGCUGAAAUUUCCAACAUUAAGUGUAAUACAACAAUUGUAGUCCUGCUGUACAAAUCUAUUGGAAGACCUAAUGUUAUCAUGUGUUUGUAUAUGUCAGUUGGUGACAUUUCUAUAUCAAAGAAUUUCACUCUUAUUUGCUUUCGA
Salvia miltiorrhiza (redroot sage) is the source of this 1650-nucleotide messenger RNA. RefSeq names its product ribose-phosphate pyrophosphokinase 1. The record is from RefSeq and is a predicted model, not a curated record. Gene Ontology annotation, cellular component: ribose phosphate diphosphokinase complex; cytoplasm. Gene Ontology annotation, biological process: purine nucleotide biosynthetic process; ribonucleoside monophosphate biosynthetic process; 5-phosphoribose 1-diphosphate biosynthetic process. The transcript has 8 exons. Gene Ontology annotation, molecular function: ribose phosphate diphosphokinase activity; magnesium ion binding. Bases 157 to 1371 code for a protein of 404 amino acids. NCBI's taxonomy places the organism in Eukaryota, Viridiplantae, Streptophyta, Magnoliopsida, Lamiales, Lamiaceae.